AAAGAAGGUGCUGUUGUCACUUCCGUCGUGAACCUCGGGAGCACUUCUGGAAGAGAAGGGGCUUCUGCGCAGAUGGAUUUAAACUGGAUUUCCUCAACUUGAUGUUCUUCAGCCAUGCUGGAGUCAACUUCCCUCACCCCCAUUUUAUAGGGAGAAAGGGGGUAGAACACAUUUUCUUCCACCUGACAAUCUCUGAUACUUGUGAAAGCACAUGAAUGGCCGACGCUUCCUGGUUGCCUCUGUCAUUUCUAUCCAGAACUGCAGUUUUGUGUAUCCAUCAUGUCCCAGUUGCUUUUCCAAGCUGUCCCUGCAAUUCAGAAGAUACAAUUGCCAGAAGUGUGGUUGUUCGGGCGACACCAAAGAAGCAAACUAUAGAUAUCGACUUUUGCUGGAAGUAGCUGACACACGUGAUAUUUUUGAGGUCACAGUAUUUGGAAGCUGCUUAGAUACCUAUUUUGGAGUUACAGCAAAGGGCCUGCAAAGGUACAUCGAAGAACUGAACCGGGAAGCAGGAGAGGCAGAAAAUGAUACAGUGCUUGGUGUACUGUUUCAUGCAGUUGAAACUUGCUUUGUUGGGAAGAAGUUUGUCUUCAGAAUUAAGGGUUGUGACAAGCCAAAUGUGGUUAGCUUAUUGCAAAAAGGCUGCCAAAUUGACCGAAACACCAAAUCUCUCAUCGCCUGUGAAAUGUUCGUACCACCACACCCUGGGCUUGUGGGCUACACCGUUAUCCACUAUAUUGAGCAGCAGCGAUGUUUUCGUUUUAAGUACAGCCCUAGGGGUUUAUGGCCUCCUGAUCAUGUCAUGGCAUUUGAUCAUCCAAGUAGGGAAUUAAAGAACCUGCAUGUCUCUAAUGGUUUGGAUGUGGUUCAAUCAGGUCAUAUAAAUUUCUCAAGCUUCUGGCCUUGCUCAUUUGGACUAACUUGGUCAUCUACUUCAUCAGAAACUACAGAACAUUCAGUAGCUUUAGUGUCAUGUGAGACUACCUCUGAUAAGCAAAAAUGCAAAGAUGGAUCUAUUACUUCACGUAGCCAAUUGGUUUACAAUCUCAAGGACCGAAACUUGACACUGAAUAAGGGAUAUGUACAUGAAGAUAAGAAGCCUCAUUUGUAUUCUUUUCCACAAAGUACCACCACAAAGAAUGAACUGGGAAGGAGAUCUUCCAUAAAAAGAAAAGAUGGCAAUGUACUAGAAAGCCCCUUAGCAUUAGAACAGAAAGAUUCUUCUGGCAAAAUUGACAUCCAAUCCAGCUAUGGGCUAGGAAAUCCAUGGAACCCUUUGCCCCACAAAAGACAUAAGGGACACCUUGCUUCUUCAUCUUCUCCUUAUGCUACAGUAGAUGCAGCCUCUCAAGAAGUCUCAUCUGAAAGCUUAAAUGAAUUUCUUGCCAGACUUGAAAAUAACAGUGCCACUACUGAUCUACAAAAUAUUCAAGAACAGCAUUCCUCCUCAGGCGUCUGUGAAAAAUCAGGUGAAGAUAAAGAGAAUGAGCUGCUCCCAGAAGAACAAGACUAUUCUUUUAGAGGAAAUGAUGUCUGCUGUUUCCCACUGGUUGGUUCCAACUGCCCCAAGGCUAGUUUUGAUGCUUCAGCAGAUCUCUUUGACAUUAGUGCCAGAGGGUCAACAAAAGCCACUCUAGCAAUGUUACAUUUGCCCCAAAUAGUCUCACCAGGGGCAGGUGAACUGACCCCAAACUGUAUAGCAUCAGAAUUCAUGCCAAAUAAAGUAAAUGCUAGCUGGAAUAGUUCUCAUUAUGGGUUAUCCUUCCAUGAUGCACUGGAUGUUUCUGCCCCCAAAACAAGUACUCCAGUUGCUGGAUCAGUAUUCAAGUCAGAAUGCAGCCUUGUAGGUACCCUGGACUUCAUGCCUGAUUCCCACUCCAUUCCCCUUGCCAGGCCUUGUCAUCAAGGCAGCCUCUCUGCAGGGAAAGAAGCCAUUCUAAGCGAAUUGCCACUGAAUAAAUUGCCUUGGGACAAUGCCAAGUGCAAAAGGUCUAGGCUCCCCUUUAAAAACUCUUUAGUAAAACAGCUUGUCAGCAAGUUCCCACCAUCUGCAAGGUCAAGCAAUGCAGACGCUGGCACAGUCAAUCCAUGUGGACCUCAGCAGUUAUUUAUGAAUCGCAUCUUGGCCAAAGAGCUGCUGCCUGAAGAUGAUGGCAAAGGAUGGGUUCCUUCAUCGGAGAAAUUCCAAGUGCAGGAUGAAAACGUGUGGAGAAGGAAGAGGAGGGAAAGUCGAGUCAGGCAUAAUAGCGAUCGCCAAGUGACAGAGAAUUCUCCUCUUUCUGAAAGCCAAGGAAGAUCCUUGAUUCCAAGAAAUCUUUCCAGAUUAGCAAAGGUAGGAUCCCUUCCGAAAAGGCAGCAGCCAGCAGAAGCUAACGUUGGGGGCCAGCCCAUUUAUCAACAGAGAACGAUGCUUGGCCAGCUACUCACUGAAUCACCUGCCCUACCACCUUUCGUGGGCAUCAGCAAGUCAAGCCUGCUUCCCACACAAUCUCCCGUGCCUAAUAUUGCAGACUGCUCUUCUGAACUCUUUUCAGGUUAUGAACAGCUGCCCAGCAUGGAGGCCACUACAUCAAAGCCAUCCUCAUGAAGGCACUUUUCAUUUUGGUCACAGCCGUGCCUUUAGCACAAUUUCAGUCAUUGUAAAUUUGGGUGGAGGGCAGCAAAAGCUUGUGUUUUUAAAAAUUCUGUAGCCAGGCUGCUCAUAUUCGUUUGAUCACUUUAAGGAAUGGAUUGUAUCUAAUUAAGUAUUAAGGGACUCUUUCCUAGAAAAUAAACACUGUUUUGUCAUCUUU
Messenger RNA from Python bivittatus (Burmese python), 2792 nucleotides. It is a transcript of the gene DDIAS, whose product is annotated as DNA damage induced apoptosis suppressor. Lineage: Eukaryota; Metazoa; Chordata; Lepidosauria; Squamata; Pythonidae. Gene Ontology annotation, biological process: negative regulation of intrinsic apoptotic signaling pathway in response to DNA damage. Gene Ontology annotation, cellular component: nucleus; cytoplasm. The record is from RefSeq and is a predicted model, not a curated record.